Messenger RNA from Colletotrichum graminicola M1.001, 1671 nucleotides. RefSeq names its product amino acid permease. The transcript is spliced from 2 exons. Gene Ontology annotation, molecular function: amino acid transmembrane transporter activity. The coding region runs from base 1 to 1671 and encodes 556 amino acids. Gene Ontology annotation, biological process: amino acid transmembrane transport. Lineage: Eukaryota; Fungi; Ascomycota; Sordariomycetes; Glomerellales; Glomerellaceae. Gene Ontology annotation, cellular component: membrane. The record is from RefSeq and is a predicted model, not a curated record.
AUGGAGAAGGAAGAGGGGUCAAAAGGGCCUGAAACAGCCAGGGAGCCUAACGACAUUGACAUGGAGCCAGGGACGGCCGCAGCGGGGGGAGCGACAGACCUCAAGCAGCAGCAAGAACUACAACACAUUGGCACGUUGGAACGUAAGCUCAAGUCUCGCCAUGUGCAAUUCCUCGCCCUCUCUGGCGCCAUCGGCACGGGGCUCUUCGUUGGCAGCGGCCAGGUCCUCUCCCUGGCCGGCCCCCUGUCGGCCUUCAUUUCGUACGCCGUCACGGGCUUCAACCUCUACUGCGUGAUCAACAGCCUCGGCGAGAUGGCGGCGUGGCUUCCGAUACCCGGGGCCGUGCCGAUCUUUGCGGCGCGCUUCGUCGACCCCGCCCUUGGCUUCACCCUGGGGUGGAAUUACUGGUACCAGUUCGCCAUCGGCGUCCCGAUCGAGGUCACCGUCUCGGUGGUCAUCCUCGACUACUGGGACCACGCGGUCCCGCGCGCGGCCCUGAUCACCAUUUUCUUCCUCGCUAUGGUCGGCGUCAACUGCCUGCCGGUCCGGAUAUACGGCGAGGCCGAGUUCUGCUUCGGCGCCAUCAAGCUCACCACCAUCGUCGGCCUCAUCCUCCUCAUGUUCGUCAUCACCGUCGGCGGCGGGCCGAGCGGCGAGGCCAUCGGCUUCCGGUACUGGAACGACCCCGGGCCGAUGCGCGAGUACCUCCGGCCGGGCGUGCUCGGCCGGUUUCUCGCGUUCUGGAAGGUCUUCAUCCAGGCGACCUUCUCCUACGGCGGCAGCGAGAUGGUCGUCGUCGCGUCCGGCGAGACGGAGAACCCGCGGCGCAACAUCCCCAAGGCGAUCCGCCGCGUCUUCUGGCGCAUCGCCGUCUUCUACGUCCUCGCCAUCUUCCUCGUCGGGCUGUGCGUGUCGUCAGAGGACCCGAGCCUGCUCGACGCGAUCGGCAGCAGCGCGCCCGGCGCGGCCCAGAGCCCGUUCGUCAUCGCCAUCCGCAACGCGGGCAUCCGGACGCUGCCGUCCAUCAUCAACGGCGUCAUCCUCAGCUCGGCCUGGUCGGCGGGCAACUCCUUCUUCUACGCGUCGACGCGGGUCCUGUACGCGGCCGCGCUCGACGGCAAGGCACCCGCCGUCCUCCGCUUCGAGCGGUUCGGCGUGCCGUACGCCUGCGUCGCUGCCACGACGGCGCUGGGCUGCCUGGUCUACCUCAACGUCAACAACCGCGCGGCCGAGGUGUUCUUCUGGAUCAGCAACCUCAGCGCCGUGAGCACGCUCGUCGUCUGGGCCAGCGUGUGCUUCGUCUACCUGCGCUUCUACCAGUGCCUCAAGCACAACGGCGUCGACCGCGACACGCUGCCGUACAAGGCCCCGAUGCAGCCGUUCCUCGCGUGCUUUUCCAUCGUCUUCUGUCUGGCCGUCGCCUUGUUCAACGGCUUCGACGCGUUCUUCCCGGGACGGUUUAGCGCCAAGACGUUUCUGCCGCCGUACAUUGACAUACCGAUUUUCCUGUCUCUGUUUCUGGGAUACAAAUUUGCCAAAAAGACCAAAUUUGUGAAGCUGUCGGAGAUGGACAUUUGGUCCGGAAAGGCGGAGAUUGACCGGCUUGAGCCGACGUGGCCGGUCGUGAAGCCGCGGAACUGGCUAGAGAGGAUCUGGUUCUGGAUAGCGUAA